Messenger RNA from Tetrahymena thermophila SB210, 591 nucleotides. RefSeq lists its product as hypothetical. NCBI's taxonomy places the organism in Eukaryota, Ciliophora, Oligohymenophorea, Hymenostomatida, Tetrahymenidae. The transcript is spliced from 4 exons. The record is from RefSeq and is a predicted model, not a curated record.
AUGACAGAAUAAGUAGAAGAAAAAAAUUUAAGACCUGCUCGCAUAUAUAAUUUUAUUAAGCAAGAUUACAUAGAUAUGAGAGAAUUGCCUAAUGUUAAGGUUUCUUCAGGAUCUUAUAGUAUUUCUACAGAAGAUAAAAAAUUAGCAAUUAAGUCUAUAAUUAUGAGAAAAAAGAGGCAAAGAGGCUACGACAGAAUUCUUUUCUAGACAUAAAAUACAGUAAGAUCAAAGGAAGAAGAAGCAGAGUUAAAGAAAGACAGACAUAGUUUUAUUAAUUACCUUAAAAGAAAAUACAAGACAUAGAUUCCUGAAGAGUUACUAGAUAAAUCAAAAUAAAUUUAAAAGUAGCAUUCAAGAGGAUGGACAAUCUCUGAUAUAAUUUAAUAUGUUGAAUAAAAAAAUUCUAAAAAAGCCAUAAAAAAAGAAUUAAAGAAGGAAGAAAAGACUAAGGACAAAAAGAAAAAAGAAAAGCAAGAAUAAGAAGAAUAGGAAAAAGAUAAUUUCAAUGAAGAUGAGUCUUUUGAGGAGUUAGCUAACAUUGAUGAUGAUAAUAUAAAUGAUGAAAGUGGUGGUGGAGACUAUGAUGACUGA